This is a messenger RNA of Colletotrichum abscissum, 204 nucleotides long. RefSeq lists its product as uncharacterized. The transcript has a single exon. Bases 1 to 204 code for a protein of 67 amino acids. The record is from RefSeq and is a predicted model, not a curated record. NCBI's taxonomy places the organism in Eukaryota, Fungi, Ascomycota, Sordariomycetes, Glomerellales, Glomerellaceae.
AUGUUCGCCCCGGCCGUUGUCGCCGGCUGGUUCAGUGCAUUGUUCAGUUGCACGACACACACACAUACCUACCUUACACACGCCCCCACGAAUCGUGGAAGCCUCGUGCUUGGGCUGGAGCUUGACUCAAGGAGACGCAAAAACUCAAGGCGCCAUGUUUGCAGAGCGCGGAAGUGCACACUUCAGAGCACCCACGAAUACUAG